Molecule: messenger RNA, 8107 nt
Organism: Boleophthalmus pectinirostris (great blue-spotted mudskipper)
Lineage: Eukaryota; Metazoa; Chordata; Actinopteri; Gobiiformes; Gobiidae
Product: golgin subfamily A member 7
Exons: 6
Coding region: 67-498 (143 amino acids)
Biological process (GO): Golgi to plasma membrane protein transport; peptidyl-L-cysteine S-palmitoylation; protein targeting to membrane
Cellular component (GO): palmitoyltransferase complex; Golgi stack
Source: RefSeq, a predicted model, not a curated record
GGACAGAUUAUCGCGUUGCACAUGCUAACAGCUGCUGCUAACACGUAAACAGACAGCGGUUUCGCCAUGGCAGAGACUCACAGCCUGCAGGACAUGAGGCAGCAGGCCGCCAUUGCCUCCAAAGUGUUCAUCCAGAGAGACUACUCCAGCGGGACCAUGUGCCAGUUCCAGACCAAGCUGCCCUCCGAGCUCGAGGCCCGGAUCGAUAAGCAGCAGUUUGAGGAGACGGUGAGGACACUGAAUAAUCUUUACGCUGAAGCAGAGAAGCUCGGGAGCCAGUCGUUUAUCGAGGGCUGUUUGGCCUGUCUCACCGCAUACACCGUGUUUCUGUGCAUGGAGACGCACUACGAAAAGGUUUUAAAGAAGAUCGCCAAGUACAUCCAGGAGCAGAAUGACAAAAUCUAUGCCCCACGCGGUCUCCUGCUCACCGACCCCAUCGAAAGAGGCCUCCGAGUUAUUGAAGUCACCAUUUUUGAAGACAGGAGCCUGACCAGAUAAAAGCUGCCAAAGUCACUGGAGUCCACCCGCGUUGAGUCCGACCAUCGAAGACCAGAGACCGCCACCUGCUGGGCAAUCUGCGUAUCUACAAUCUCCUCUCCGUAACUCUAACACUAUACUACCUUCUGCAUGACCCAUAGUAGUGACAUUAUACCCGUAGUCCAAGUCUUUGUUUUUACCAAUUUAAUCAUACGGAGGCAAAGACCAGAUCAGUAACUUUUAAUCGACUUCUUUUUAAGCAUUUACUUUGUUUUGCUAUGACAUUUUUUAGGUUCAAAGUUGAGAUUAUUUUUAUUAUUUAUUUUUAUUUUGCCAGUAUAAAGCCAAUAUGAUAAAGUUUUAUUGAUUUUGUUUGAGAUAUGUACCGACCAAUCAGACGUCGUGUUUGUUACGACCACCGGGCCUCAAGCACACAGACAAACGACUGCAGAGCAACAACACGGCACAAGAGCUGCAGAUGACCAGGACUAGACCAGGACCGAACCAGGACUGAACCAGGACUGAACCAGGACUAAACCAGGACUAAACCAGGACCGAACCAGGACUAAAUCAGGUCUAAACUAGGACUGAACCAGGACUAAACCAGGACUAAACCAGGACUGAACCAGGACUAAACCAGGUCUAUACUAGGACUGAACCAGGACUGAACCAGGACUAAACCAGGACUGAACCAGGACUAAACCAGGUCUAUACUAGACUGAACCAGGACUGAACCAGGACUAAACCAGGACUAAACCACAAAUAAGCUAAGAAUAACUGGAACUAAACCAUAAUUAAACCAGGAGUAAAGUAGGACUAAACCAGGACUAAACCAGGACUGAACCAGGACAAAACUAGAACUAAACCAGAACUAAACCAGGUCUAAACCAGGACUGAACUGGGACUAAACCAGGAGUGAACCAUAAAUAAACUAGGACUAAACCAGGACUAAAUCAGGACUAAACCAGGACUUAAACCAGGACUAAACCACAAAUAAAUUAGGACUAAACCAGGGCUAAAGCAUAAAUAAACCAGAACUAAACCAGGAUUAAAUCAGAACUAAACUCGAACUAAACCAGAACUUAAACCAGAACUUAAACCAGGACUUAAAUUAGAACUAAAACUAGGACGAAUACUAUCAGGACUAAACCAGGACAAAACCAGGACAAAACCAGGACAAAACCAGGACAAAACCAGGAAAAACCAGGACAAAACCAGGACUAAACCAGGACUAAACCAGGACUUAAACCAGGACUAAACCAGGACUUAAACCAGGACUAAACCAGGACUAAACCAGGACUAAACCAGGACUAAACCAGGACUUAAAGCACCUUGUUUCCCUCUCGUGCCUGUGGUGGUAAUCUUACGUGUGAUUGGUGAACACCUGGACACUCCUUUACACCAACAAACACACUCGAACCUCCUCCUUGAACCUCAUCCAUCAAACUCCACACUGGAAAUAACAUGAGUCUUACUUUUCUUCCACACUUACAUUACUUUGCCAUAGAACUUUAUAUAAAACACACUUAUUACGGUGUUUGGGGUGAAAAUGUCCGCCGUUUGGGAAAAUUGUACUCUACUGUGUGUUGAGAACAUUCCAGUUAGACCAGAACACAAAACAAAACCUGUGAACUACAAGAAAAAGAAUCGUUUAUGAAUCCAACUUGCUUUAAAACGUUCUGUGAUUUGUAAUGAUUAGCCAUAUUAGACUGAAAAUUAUAGUCCAGUAUUUUGACGGAUCUAUAUUUUAAACUAAUGUGAGCUUAAAUAGUGUUGGAUGUUUUUGAUUUGAUUUAUUUUUGGAGUGAAAAUGUUCAAUAUCUCAUUCAAAAAUCAUAGCAAUUCAUUGGACAGUAGGGUUUGCACUGUCACGAACUGAAACUUUGCAGCUGAUGCCGUCACCGUUCCCUGGGGUUUUGACGUUAACUGAAAGCACUGCUCUGUCUAAAGCUCUGUUACUCAAGUUAAACUUUAAUCUGAGUUUUAUUUUUACACAAUCUGACCUGAAAGAGCUUUUUUGGUCAGAAGUACAACAGCUGAGAUGAUUUAAACAAGUCUCUCAGAUGUAAAAUUAUUGUCAGAAACUCGCUGUCACUCUCAGCUUUUUCGUUGAAAAUCAUUCUUCUAGUUAGUUUUUUUUCUUGAGUUUUCAGACUAUAUUUUAACAUUUUUUGCAAUUUUUGUGUAUGCGUGCAUUGUGUCACCAUGGUAACUGUAAGCACACAGAGUCAAAACUGCAGACCAGCAACACUGCACAAGAGCUGCAGAUAACCUGGACUAAACCGGGACUAAACCAGGAGUAAACCAGGACUAAACCAGGUCUAAACCAGGUGUAAACCAGGACUUAACCAGGACAAAAUCACGACUAAACUGGGACUAACCCAGGACUAAACCAGGAGGUAAACCAGGACUAAAUCAGGACUAAACUGGGACUAAACUGGGACUAACCCAGGACUAAACCAGGAGGUAAAUCUGGACUAAACUGGGACUAAACCAGGACUAAAUCAGACUAAAUCAGGACUUGACCGGGACUUGACUGGGACUGGGACUUUAUCGGGACUUAAUCAGGACUUAGUCAGAACUUAAAUCAGGACUAUAACUAGGACUAAAUCACAAAUAAACUAGGACUAAACCAGGUCUAAACUAGGACUAAACCAGGACUGAACUAGGACCGAACCAGAACUAAACUAGAACUAAACUAGAACUAAACCAGGACUAAACUAGGACUAAACCAGGACUAAACCAGGACUAAACCAGGACUAAACCAGGUCUAAACCAGGUCUAAACCAGGUCUAAACCAGGUCUAAACCAGAACUAAUCCACAACAGCUGAGAUGAUUUAAAGUCUCUCAGAUGUAAAAUUCCUGUCAGAAACUCACAGUCACUCUCACUUUUUUUGUUGAAAAUCGUACUUCUAUUUUGUAUUUUUUCUUGAGUUUUCAGACUAUUUUUGCAGUUUUUGUGCACGUGUGCAUUGCGUCACCAUGGUAACUGUUGAACAUUCUGCCAAUAGAGAUCCAUUUCAAACACCCCCAGCGCGAUGUCACUGCAAAGUACCAAUAAGAGACUCAAGGAAGGCUCAUUCUGAUUGGAUAAUUGUCUGUUUGGACAAUUAUCCAAUCAGAAAACAGAAUGUAAACCUCUUGCCCUUCAUGUCCAAUGUUUUUGUGAUAACAGUUGUAAUGCUGAUUUCUUUUUUAUCAGUAAAAACUAUUCUCCUAGUUAUUUGAUUUGACCAGGCACAGAUAGGUCAGGUUUUUGAGAUUUUAAAUACAAAUCUUUCAUCUUAGAUCUUAACUUUAACCAAAACCCCAUUAAAAUCCAUAUACCGUCCUCUACUGCAUCUUAUUGUAGCGUUUGGGAUUGUGCCAUGACAUGUAGGGAUUUUUCAGUUUGCAUCAUGUUUAAUGGAGACGUUAAGAUGCUAAAUAAUAAACUUCACAUUCAUUAACAGGUAUUCUAUUGACAGUAAACUACAGUAAAUGUACAAUAUUAUGAGCUUCUCCAUGACCCGCCUCAAAAUCCAGGACUAUUUUUAAAGAACACAUAUUAUGCAUUAUUUGAGUAUUUGAGUACCUUUGCCUCUGCAUCUUAGGUUUUACAACAUGGCUGUCUUCUGACAACUUGUUUCUGUAGGAUUUCUAGAAAACUGGGAACUUGAGUUAGUCCACCAUCUACUGGCAGCAGCGAGAAUUGUAUCUGGUGUCUCGGGUCUUAGUCCUGCACCAGGUCGGGUACCUGUGGACUAAAGAGAGAGAGAACCCCGAGCACAAGCACGCGGAGCAGGUGUCCGCAAAGCACUUUCGGACGACGGCCGUACUUAACUCCCUACGGCACGGAGCUCUGCGCUGGUCCUUUCGCCUGCGGUUACCAGACGGUCUACGCGGCGCACCUUAGUCCUGGGUUAGUUCUGGGUUAGUCCUGGGUUAGUCCUGGGUUAGUCCUGGGUUAGUCCUGGGUUAGUCCUGGGUUAGUCCUGGGUUAGUCCUGGGUUAGUCCGGGGUUAGUCCGGGUUAGUCCGGGUUAGUCCAGGGUUAGUCCUGGGUUAUCACGGGCACGGGCGGUAAUGGGUGGAAUGUUUACGGGCCCGGGUGCAUCCUCCCGGUUGCCGUGGAGCUGUGUUCUCCAUCCCCGCUUUCCACCAGUCCCUCACAAGUUUCUCAUUCAAUCCAAACUUUCUUUCUGCUGCUCGAUUACUGUUUUCGGCUGCAGAUUUCACGACUUGCAGCAGGACAGUGGCUUUUUCUGCAGGAGACAUUAGCAGAAAACUGACACACGGGAGUAGAGCGCCCUCUUAUUGCCGUCAGUGUGAACAUUUAUAUAUAUAAUUCACUGUGGAGUAUAAGUCACAGGAAACACCAAAACCAUGAAAAAAAGUACCACUUAUAGUCCGAAAAAUACGGUUUGUUUUUGACGAGUAUAAAUAGUAUAAAAAGUAAAUUUAGCUUAAUAUGUGUUCUUUAAAAUCCCAAACCAGUGCUUGUUCCUUUCUGUGCUUGUCCUCUCCUCCUGUACUAGUAGUGGUAGUAGUAGUAUUAGUACUUGAGCUCCAGUGCGUCCACGCCUCCGUCUCGUCCACACUGUGUAGUAGUGGUGGUUCUGCCUUGGAGCGCAGUAUUCAAAGUGCUCUUGUUUUCAUAAUGGUGCCUGUUGUGGCUGUUGGAAUGUUUUAACUGUAAGAAUUCCAUUAAGGGUCACCUAUUCUGCCUGGAAGGACAAACAUUAUACUUACACCUUUAAACCUACUUGACAACGGUUUAAAAUGACUUCUCGUCUUUUUUUUUUUUAUGGUACCGUUGCCGUAGGAAGUUGCAUUGUGUAACCUUUUUGGUGGAGGCUCUGUCAAAUGCUUUUCUUCAUGGAGAUGUUAUUGCUUUGUCUGGAAUGCUUCACAAUAUGGCAUUAAACCUUUCUAUCUUCACAGAGACCAAACCAGACCAUGUUACAUGUCAGAUCUGUGGAGAGGCAACCCCAUUCACAGUCAGAAUGUCUGUUUUUCAAGGUAUAAAAGCUUUAAAACCACCUGCAAUUGAAUUACACCUGGUCUAAACAGAGUCUAAACCAGAACAAAAGCAGGACUAGACCAGAAUUAAACUGAGAGCAACCUGUGUCUAACCCAGAACCAAAGUAGGACUAAACCUGGUCUAAACUGGGACUAAACGAGGACUAGACCAGAACUACACCAGAACUAGACCAAAUCUAGACCAGAACUAGACUAGAACUAGACCCAAACUAGACCAGAACUAAACUAGGAAUAAACCGCAUCGAAACCAGAACUAAACUAGAAUGCGGUUUAAACGGGGACUAAACUGGGACUAAACCAGGACUAACCUUACAUUAAAACUAAACGACAGUAUAACAUAGAUCAGAAAAUAGUGUAAUACGGCCCUUUAAAAGCAAACCAGACCAAGUUACAGGUCAGAUCUGUGGAGAAGCGACCCCACUCACAGUCAGAAUGUCUGUUUUUCUAGGUAUGUUUGAGCUAUAAAACCACCUGGAAUUGAACUAAAGUAAGGCAGGGCUGUUUAAAGUCAUACUGUGGAACAUUUCAGGCAGAGCAAUGACAUCUCCAUAGAAAAACAAGCAGGUGACGGACCCCAACCAAAAAGUUACACAGUGCACCUUUUUAAAACUAAAUAUUGAAUUAUGAGUAAGAUGGAGUCCGUGGUGUUUUCGAACUUUUUUGCUUAUUGGCAGCUCUAACUACAUUUAUUUAGUUUUUUUCACUAAUCUAAUAAUCAUAAUUUACCAAGAGUUUAUUGUAAGGAUACAGAUCAUGUUAAAUAUAUUCAGUGAAUGUUAUUAGGUUCUUUUUACAGACCAAGAGUUUGUUUUCAUACCUGACAGUUUGGACUGCUCACUAGCGUCUUCCUCAGAGUGUUCACAUGAUGUCGCUGUGACGUGUCGGUCAGAUGAUUUAAACAGGUUUUGGUGCUGUCUUCCUAUCGUUGGAGGCAGGACGACAGCGCCACCUGCAGUCCCACUUCCUCAAGACAGUAUCCCAGGUGUGUGAGAGUAAAAAAGCCCCUCGUCCCCGUUUAUCGUCCUGUGGGCACGUUUCUGUAUUUCGACUGCCUUUUUAAUCCAACGACGAUGUUUGUUUUCCUCUGUCCCAAUGAUGUUUGCUCCAUCCCAGCACACGAACAAAGGAGCACAGAACAGAAUGCGAGAAGGAAACAGCGAAGGCGUGCACACGAGCAACAAAACACAAAGCAGAACAGAACAACUCAAAUCGACCAUCUCUGACCACUGCAAAAGAGAGAAGCACAUUCUGGACUGGGACGGAGCAAACAUAAACCGGGACUAUGAACCGGGACGAGGGUCGUUUUUACUCACACACCUGGGAUACUGUCCACCGGUAGAAAUCAGCAGAGCGACACGUCACAGCAACAUCACAUGACCACUCUGAAGAAGAGCGCUAGUGAGCAGUCGAAAAACAAACUCUUGGUCUGUAAAAAGAACCUAAUAACUAGUGAUGGACGAAUGGAGCCUCGUGAAGCAUUGACACCUCAGUCGCAAUAUUGUCUCAGAUAGUUCGACGUGUCUGACACCUUGGAGAAACACUGACCUCCAGAGGACAAAUUUAACAAUAAGACAGUACCUAACAAUAACAAUAAUAAUGAUGAUUUAAAACAAUAUGUAAAGAGCAACAUAAAUAACAUGAUGUAAAUAAGAAAAGAGGUGUUUCCUUGUUAGGUGGAAUUAGAUCAAAUUGAUCCCAAACCAUGGAUCACUUUUUUCCACUUGUAGAUGCCAUCGAAAAUUAAACAAAUGCCAAAAGUCGCCAAAAUCACCACUAACGUCACACAAUACUCCUCACUACCCAACAUUUUUAAGAAAUAUUGGUGCAUCUUUUAUACUGUAGCAGUUCAGCGCUUGUCAAACCACGGAAGUGCACUGAACACACUGAACCAAUCACAGAGCAGAACAUUUACUGAGCAAAUGAAACGCUUCGAUACACUGAAGCGAUCGACACGCAGAGUGAAGCAGUAGGGGGAGGGACCGACACUUCCACACUUUGGUCACGUGAGCGGCUGCUGCGAGACGAGCUCCGAGGCAGAGCUUCAGAGUGAUUUGUUUCAGAAAGAACGAGACGUGCUCCAGAGCUCCCACUCAUUUGCCCGUCACUAGUAAUAACAUAAAAUAUCAGAAGACCAAAUGAACCUCACUGGACUAUAUUCAGUGACAUAAGUUAAAGUUCUUACUGAUUCUCAGACAAUUAAACUCUUUGUAAUUAUAAUUCGACAGUAACCAGAGGACUUACUUUAACCUCAAGGUCCUUCUAUAAUGUAUCUGUACUGGGACAAGACCCAUUUUGCUCAAAUACCUGGAAAAAAUCUGGUUCGGGACCUUUAAAUCCUCGCAGAAUACGUGCCCCUUCAGGACCUGGUUUAUUGAUUUCUGUAUUUCUGACGUAUGUUGUCUACUUUAGCAUUGUGCUAAUGGUAAAACUGUAUAAACUACUUUGAAGAAUGUCACUGUUGUGUUCAUGUUUUAUUUCAAAACUGUAAAUAACUUUUUUUUUAUAAUAUAAUAAUUUCUGAUUGUGUCUCUAUAUUUAUCUCGAGUCUCCUAAUGUUUUUGUAAUCAGACUUAUGCUAAUGAAUAAACUGCUGUCUACGCCUACCCUG